This is a messenger RNA of Xyrichtys novacula (pearly razorfish), 14540 nucleotides long. The record is from the annotation of a GenBank genome assembly. Lineage: Eukaryota; Metazoa; Chordata; Actinopteri; Labriformes; Labridae.
GAUUGGUUCACACUCACGCCAUUCAACGUACAGUCAUGUCUCGAUAACGGGUCAGAUAGAUAGCGGACCAUCGGCUUAAAUCUGCUUGACUUGUAUGAAUCUCUCCUCCCGUCCCACGUUUGGACUCUCUCUUGAGGAAUAACUGUGUAUCUUCGCUGACAGUGGCUCACUGAGCGAGAUUCGGCGGACUCUCCUGUCACCGGAAACACUCUGCUCAUGUUUACAAUGAGACGGUAAAAAGAACUAAAGAGCCUGUAAAUAUAAGAAAGAAAAGGUGUUUCCAGCCCGAUAACCCGGCUGUCAAACAGAAGAGGACCAUAGAUGUUCUUCCUCACCAGCGCGGGCAGCGUCUGAAAACAAAACAAAGCCAUCCAGAUGAUGUCAGGAAAGCAUUUUAAGGCUCAUGAAGUGAGCUGCUGCAUCAAGUAUUUCAUUUUCGGUUUCAACAUCAUCUUCUGGGUAAGUCCUCUGUUUGCUAUUAGUGAUAUUAUUAAGGCCUCAGGUUAAUGCAGGAGUGGCAUGACAUGUUUUUGUCUCCAACCAUCAUCAGCUUUUGGUUCAUAAAUCCGUGACAGCAGGGUGCUUUUUCUCUUUAUUCCCCCCUUUCUUGUUGGUUUUAAUUGGGGACAUGAUGAUUUCAUCCCUGUGAGCUCACUCUCUCUCUCUCUCUCUCUCUCUCUCUCUCUCUCUGCACUUGUCCCUGCUGUCACCUAUCAGCAACACGCUUUGUUUCUGUGCAGAGAUAAGCAGUGAGAGGGAUGGAGGAGGACUCACUUUGUUUACAUCAGGUAUACCGUGUAGAGAUGGUUUAUUGUUAGAGUCAAAGCAUACAGUUAUCACAGUGGUCAUCAUCAUUCAUGACAAUCAGGAUCGGAUUGAAAUCAGUGGGAAAACAGACCUCUCCUUUUGUGCUCAGUAACCCCUUCUGAAUGCACUACAGGCCUCUAAUUACCAGUGUUGGCCGUCUUAGGUACUAUUGUGUUCAUUGUGAAGAAGUGAAAGGAUCAUUAAGGAUAUGGUCAAGUCAUUUAUUAAUAGCAAUCAAAGUAUUAAGAACAACAACUGUUCCCUGACAUCUUUUUCUCCUGACUUACUAAUUAUAUGUCUGUGGUAUAUCUGAGGUAAGAUGGUCAUCAGUUUGUAAGAGUCAAAAACAUCAUUUUAAGAUAAGCCCCUAUAAUCCAACUGAUUUAUUUUAUCAAUCAAUCAGUCUUCAACCAUGUAGCAAGAAAAAGGAAUAAAAGAAACUAAGAAUACCCAAAUCUACCCCAGCACAAGAUUAAGAGAAUAGCCAAAUGUACCCCAGCCCACCCCCUCAUUGCCGCCCUACUAUCUAAACGCAUCAGAAACAGUAUUAAAAUGCAUGAACUUAAAAAGAUCUUGAUUUUGUGGAAACAGGAAUGUGCGCACUGGGGAAACGUCAUUUAAAAACUCAAAAUAAGGAAACACUGGAGGUUUAGGUUAAAAUCUAAAAACAAAGUAACAUAGAAUGAAGUGAUGUAUAAAAUGAAAUAAAAGCAACAGUUAAAGAUACGAAAGUAAGAGCACCAAAAUAGCUCAAUAAAAGAUGAUCCUGUCAUUAAAACUAGAAAGAGAUAAAUGCUAAAACACUUAAAGUUAAAGAUAUAAAAUGUAGUUAAAAGCAAGACCAAAAAGGUAUGUUUUAAGUUUCAGUAAGAUCAUUAAGAUUAUUACACUAACUGACUGAUCAUCGCAGCUGAACAGAUCAAAGAUGGGUGAUGUGGAUUAGACCUUUAAUAAUCACUUAAAACCCACAUAAGGAAUUUUUGACUGACUGAUAGUGAAGCUUAUAAAGGUAAACAAAACCACUGACCUGAAACAUCCGCGAUUUAUUGUUAUGUCGCUAUUUUUUAUGCCGGGUACCAACAAAGGCGCCAAGGAAGACAAUGGCAGGAGGAUGAAGAAAUCGCCUUAUUUGUUUUUUAGCAACUGUUUACAUUGUGAGUGAAACAUUUCAUAGUUAGAGGUAGGGCUGGGCAAUAUAACGAUAAUGAUAUAUCAAAAAUUAAUUCCCCUUAAUGUCAAUACAAAACAUGGUCAGUAUGCUUUUCGAUUGUUGGCAUUCCGUUCUUGCAAAGUUAGGGAAUACGUCAAAUCUUUUUCACCACCUGAAGCAGUGCCACUCGCCAUAGCACGCGCAAUGAAAAAGGUUACUGACCCCGGGCGGGGCAAGGAGCUCAUGGCGCCUGUGCAGCCGAAACAGCCGACCAUUCAGUUCGCUUCCUCUAGCACAAUGCCUUACGACAAAAUGUCAAAGAGACACAAAGACCUCACAGAUGCAGUAGCUUAUUGUAUUGCAAAAUCGUGAUAUAUCUCGAUAUCGACUGAUCUGAAAAAAAUAUAUAUUGUGAUAAACUUUUUCCCGUGUCGCUCAGCCCUAGUUAGAGGUAAGCAGAUUGAGAUUUCUUUGUCAGAAAACACUGCGAACACAUGUAGAACAAAAGAUGUCAGCAAAGAUGUAAAAGGUACCACUUUGUCCAGAGGGGGCAUCAAAGCUGAAAGUUCCUCACCAGAGUUGGAAUUAAGUGUUUGACCGGGAAGUCAAACCAAUUUAUUGUUGAAUCAGUUCUAAACUGUUAGGCUUGAGCUUUUUCUGGGUCUACCUUUGAAGGUGCCGUGUGUAGAAAUAUGAAUGUUUGGCGAUAAUGAAGUUUCUUUCUUACACUAGAUUAAAAACCCUCCUUCCUCCUGUGAUGCCAGAGAAGUAUGAUCCUUUAUUUGUCAAGUGUUAACUUUAAAAAAAGUCUACCAGUACAAAUUACUCAGUGGACAACAACCACUUCUUAUGAUUAUUCUCCUCCUCCUCCUCCUCCUCCUCCUCCUCCUCCUCCUCCUCCUCCUCCAACUGGUGCAUGUGUAUUAAGGUUGUCGGUUCCUACCACGUCUGUUCUGUUAAAUACCCCAAAGUGGGUGUAGGAUAAAUAUUGUAUAAAAUAUUGAGAUGAUGAUGUAAACUUGUGGCUGAUACAGUAAAUUAGACUCUUUAAAUUUUUACAUCCUAAUAAAAUUCAUGUGAAUAUCUAUCAUACAAAUCAAUAAUCGAAUGGUUGUUUUGCUUUUUCAGCUCAAAACAGGCUCUUUUGACCACACUGGUAUAAAACUAAUACUGUCAAAGAUUCUGAUCAGUAUUUCUGUAGAGAGCUGUGACAGUUUGCCAGUACAAGCGGAAUCAGGAAACAAGUCAGCUAAAUCAAAUUUGGGCUUUAAGAGUUUUAACUACCUCAGGUUUUUCUACAUGUUACAUGUCAAACUAUCUCAAAUGGAAUCAGAGAUCCAGCAACAUUUAUCAAAUCUCCACCUUCAAAGAAGCACAAACAUGUAUUUAGGAGAUUUAUUCAGUCCCAUUAUAUCUUUACUGCCUCUCUGAAAUAAGUACAACCCGACUGUAUGUUUGUGGCCUUUUAUGGAGCUCAGAGUGAUGAAGACGAUGGCCACCUGUCAGGCCUCUCUGAGGCUCUCAGCCAACCAGGCAGUGAGUGAACCCUGUGGUCCUGUCAACAUUCAUAUAUGAUGAGAGGAAGUGAGCUGUGUCAGGAGCAUCUGCUCCUCUGUCCUCUUAGUUAAUCUGGAGAGUGCUUUAUAUUUAUAUGCAGGGGGAAAUCCGUCACCAGGAUCAGUCUGUAAAUGUGUCUGACACAAAGUUUCAGUCACAGAGAGCCCUUUAAAUCACUUCAGUAUUUGGUACUUAGUAUUACAUAUUUAGAUUGUUGACCCUGUUUACUGAGUUUGUCUUCAUGCUGAAACAUUGCUAUUUUAUCUGAUCAGGACAUUUUUUAUGUGACCUUUAUUUGAUCGAUCAACAACCACAUGCAGCUUCAAACUUGAAAGGAACCUCCACCGUGCUUCACUGUUGCCUGCAGACACUCAUUAUUGUCCUGCUCUCCAGUCUUUAAGCGAACAAAGUGCCUUUUGCUGCUUCAGCCAAAUAUUUCACAUUUUGACUUAUCAGUCAAGAGCACCUGCUGCCAUUUCCUGCACCCCUGCUCCUAUGUUUUCAUGCACAGUUGAGUUGCUUGGCCUUGUUUCCAUGUCAGAGGUAUGGCCUUUUGGCUGCAACUCUUCCAUGAAGACCACUUCUGGACAGACUUCUCCAGUAGACAGUAGAUGGGUGUAACUGGGUUCCACUGGUUUCUGCCUGUUCUGAGCUGGACAUUUCCUAAUUUCAAGGGGAAAUCCUCAACAUUGUCCGUUUCUUUGUGCUUUUUCAAAAGAGCUUGAACAGCACAUCUUGAAACACCGGCCUGCUUUGAAAUAUUUGUCUAGGGGUGACCUUUCUGAUGCAGUAUUUGAAGACAAAGGGUAGUAACACCCAAUACUGGUGUGAUUUACAUUUUUCUUCUGUUCGCUCACUUUGCAUUUUGUAAAUUGAUCAAAAUAAACAAUCAUUAUUCAUAUUUUCGAAAGCAUUCUUAGUUUACAGCAUUUUUCACACCUGCCUAAAACUUUUGCACAGGACUGAACGUAAAAUAAGGGUUUGUCAUUUAUCCAAACGCCCAAACACGUGUAGGAGGUCAUAUUUUCAAUGGGAUUACCUUCAGCAGUAAAGAUACAAGGUCAUCUGGUUGUUACAAGUUUUUGAGAAGACCUCACUUUGUUUUUUUGAGUAUUUCAAACUAGAUUUAGAUCCAGUAGAGCUGUUUGUAAAAAGUGACAUGCUGUUUGAAGCUCCUGCUCUGCUUUUUGCGUCAUGGGUGUAGAUAACAGUGUCAUUAGCAUUAAGGUGUAAUUUUGCUUUAAUGUUCUCACUCGUCAUUUUUAAAACCAGAGAACAGAAUGGGUCCUAAAAUAGAACCCUGCGGGACACCUUUAGUGAUCUUAAGAACAACAGAUUUAUGGUCCUUUGCAAAGAAACAGUGAGUUUGAUCUGUAAAAUAAUAAACCUGUUUACAGUCUUAAAACCCUAACCAGCGGUUCGAGGUUGAUUAGCAGCAGUUCAUGGUCUCCUGAUUAAAAUGGACUGAUCUACAUAAAAGCAGCAGGAUACUGUUUUCUGUCCAGGGCACCAAUCAGACCAUUCGCAAAACAACCAUGGCAGCAGUGAUGGUACUGUAACCUGAUCUAGAACCAAUGUUUUCAUGUAGUAAUACUCAUGUUAAAACUUCUGUUAGAUGGCAUCCUCCACUGAAUUAUAAAUGUCUAAAAUGCUAAAAUCUGCAAUCAUGAUAAUCAUACCGUGUGUUAUGAGCAUUAAGAAUAUUUUGCUAAAGUUCAAUAACUUGCAAGCUCUAUUUUUUCAGCUUUGUAAGGCAUCUUGUGGUCUUUAUCAACGUUUUUUCCCUCAAUUGUAAUAACCACAUAUUUUAUUGCCUCCAAAAGAAUUAAAGUUAAGGUUUUCAUCUAGCAGAGGCUCAUUAAAUCAAAAUAUAUCUUAUGGUACAGCACAGUGUUUGUUUUUGUUUAAUUUAUCAAAUUUUGUAAAAUUUCUGUUGUGUGAACUUGUUUAAAGAUAUGCUCUGCAGAAUACCCGGAACAAUUCGUUUAAGAAAGAUCCAAAAAGUUGCUUCUUUAGUUUGACGAGUAGCGAAAACAAUCAGGUGGAACUGGAAGGGUCGGUUUCGUCAAAUAAAUCAUCUCUAGAAGCCAGUUUAAGAGAUUCCUAAAUGAGAAUUAAAAGUGUAGACGUCUGAUAAACACCAUCCUCAGUCCUGUUUCACUCCAGUCCACUGUGUGUUGUUUUAGUCAGAAUAUGAGGUUUUCAGACAGAUGCACACAGGCUGUCAUUCCUCUAAUUACCAUCUUUAUGAAGGCCUCUGAUGUGGUUUUAAACUUUUACACAGUAGGUGGAAACUUGUACAGUCAUAAUGUAUCCAAGCUGUGAAAAGAUGCUUUCUAAUGUGGGAGUCCCUGCUGAUCCUGCAGACUGAGAUGAGAAAUAUUUAGUAAUGGACGACUGCCAGGAAAAUCUCUGUGUGGUUAGUCUCCGUGCUUCUGUGUGAUGACUACAUGUUGCAUUCACAGUGAAAUAAUCCCCUUUCUGUCUUCUCUGUCUGUCUCUUUCAGUUUCUUGGAGUGGCAUUCCUCGCCAUUGGGUUGUGGGCAUGGAGUGAGAAGGUGAGUUUAUUGCACAUAAAUGGAUUCGUAGUAUAAAUCUAUUUAUAAAUGGACACCUUAAAAUGAGUGAAAAACUCAGCCGAUCAUUUACAUUCAGGUCCUGUUGUUUGUAUCUGUCUGUCUGCUUGUAAUGCUGCCUGUGGCUUUACUGAAUCAGAAAGGAAUGUCAUGCUUUCCGGUGGGACGCCCUCCGAACAAUGGACAGCAGAAACGAUCUGAUGCAUUUCACAGAUUCAUUCAUUGUGUAUUCUCAGAAUCAGGGGUGUGAAAGGGGGACAGACAGUCCAGUGAGGUUUUGAAUGUAUUCACUCGCACUGAAUGGCGCCCAAAGAUCAGGCUGAUCUCUCAAGAUUAUUGCUCUGUCUUUGGAAACAGCUGCAACGUAUAAUUAUUUUCAUAAUCCUUGAAUCCAGUAAUUAUCAUGUCGAGCACUGUGUCUGUUAUUUUGUCAAUAAAGAAUGAAAAGAUAGCUGAGCGUGCGAGUUGUGACAUUUAAUAUUCAUUUUACAACAAAAUCAAACAAAAGUGAAGUUUAAAUCCUCGUGUCUGUGAAGAUCUAUAUCCACAGAAAUGAGCUUUUUUUUAUGAAGGUUGUUAUUGGCACAUUUUGGGUAGCAGUCUUGUAUUUUUAGAGGCAAAAAGUUUAAAAGAUUAAAAAUGUACCUCUCUUAUGAGUGAGAAUGAGGCUGGAACAGUUCGUUACCUCAGCCUAACACUGAAAAGAGCUUUAGCUGCCUGCAGGUAGCAUCAACAGAUAGGUAAAGUAGGGUGACCAUAUUCUGACUCCCCAAAAGGAGGACACGACUACGCGGGGGCGGAGUCACGGAGUCGCACAAAGUGAUUUUUGAGAGUUUUUUGGGUCAGAUCGAGUGUCUUUUAUGCGCUUCUAACUCAAUAAAUUCGAAUGACACAAAAUUAAAACUUACGUACAAAACUGCGGACAUUUGCAGGAGUUUAUAAACUUCCCCCGACAACAAAGCUGGACAAACCCGGACAGCCUGGACAUGUCUUGGUAAAAGAGGACGUAUGGUCACCCUAGAUAAAGACUUAAGAAACCUCCAUAAAACCACAUCUAUUAAUUCUUUUAUUUGGUCAUAUAAAACAGGAAAGUAGUAACGUUUUAAAAACUGAAUAUCUGUAGUUGGUAGAAGGACAGCUGUGUUGUCUUUGGAGGUGUUGAGGUUUGCUGUUCCCCCUGAUUUCAGCCUUUCUUCUAUAGUCAUGUAGCAGACCUCUGAUAAAUACUAAUUCUGAUGUCAGUCAAUUUAUCAACUUAUAAUUCAAACUUAUCAUAUUUUUAACUUUGCGACUGUGGGAGGAAGAGGAGUAGCUGUGAAAUUCGCUUAUGUUUGACUCUUUUUUUCGUUUAUUACCUGCUACGAUGAAGCUCUAAGAGACAGUGGAGUUUAGUGACAAUUGUAACAACUUCCUUGGCAUCUUCUUAAAGCUUUAAACUCCUAAUUUUGUUUUCAGGGCGUACUCUCCAACAUCUCAUCCAUCACAGACCUGGGUGGUUUCGACCCAGUCUGGCUCUUCUUGGUGGUGGGUGGUGUGAUGUUCAUCCUCGGCUUCGCUGGAUGCAUCGGAGCCCUGCGAGAAAACUCCUUCCUGCUCAAAUUUGUAGGUUUUCUUUUUUUUUUGAGCAGAAACAAAAGAUAUUUUCUGAAGGAAAUUUUUCCCCUUUGUCUCAUAAUAUUUUCUAAAACUGUUUAUGUGUUUCAGUUCUCUGUGUUCCUGGGUAUCAUCUUUUUCCUGGAGCUGACUGCUGGAGUUCUGGCUUUCGUCUUCAAAGAUUGGAUCAAGGACCAGCUUAACUUUUUCAUUAACAACAACAUUCGGGCCUACAGAGACGACAUCGAUCUGCAGAACCUGAUAGACUUCACUCAGGAAUAUGUGAGGACGGUGUUUACUCAUCCAGUGUUGUUGAUUUAACCUCGGCUAAACCAUGGUUCAGAAUUUCUGCGGGACAUUGGCGACGUAUGUUUGAGUGAUUUUAUGUCUGUUUAACCCCACAGUGGGAGUGCUGUGGAGCUUUUGGAGCCGACGAUUGGAAUUUGAACAUCUACUUCAACUGCACUGAUUCAAACCCAAGUCGUGAGAAAUGUGGGGUCCCCUUCUCCUGCUGUACCAAAGAUCCAGCGGUAUGUCCUCUGAAAAUUCCCCACAAUUUCGCUUUUGUGACUUACAGCCAAGCUACUCCCAUUUAUGGUCACACCCAGCAAGUCUGUCAGAAUAAUAUGGGAGUUUAUAUGUCUUCGAGUUGAGUUUGAGAAGGCCACUAUCUAACAUUUUCUAACUUUAAGUACUAGCAUGUGAAGAGGACGUUAUGCAGGUUUGCUUUGUGACAGAUAUCGGGGUUAUUUGUGUCCUCCAGAAGGCCGCUUCAGGCAGUAAACUGUCAUGGCUGACUUCCAACAGGACAUCCAGGCCUCAGCGCUCAGUCCUCCCUGACUCUGCCAGCACUGCAAAGUCUGAGAGCAGCUGGGAGGAGUUAUCUUGACCAAGGCCAGAAAACUGCUCCGACUGCUACUCCCCGUGCAAAGCAGUGACAGAGCUCUGCUUCAGCAAAAAACAGCCGUGCUCCACUGUAACGAGAGUUGCAUAAGAAUGUUUUUUAUUUGCUGACCUGAGGACAUCCUGUUCCACCAAGGUCAACCUCUUUUAGAGCAACACUUUGUAAUAAAUAGCAGAUUAACUGUUGAAUGAAAUAGGAGUUCAACAGCACAUGACGUUCCCAGAGGCAAUUCUCCUUCGCAGCUGAAUUUGUUUCCCUGAAAGAACACAAGGAGCUCGACAGAGGGAUGGUUUUAGUGUUGCGUACAUUUUUGAUAACCCGACAGGAUAUGUCCAGCAUUUUGAUAUAUUUCUUCCUGUUAUCAAACACAACAAAAAAGCACUACUAAAGUCAGCUCUUCGGAUUGUCUGCGACCCUUGGACACCAUCCUUUUUGUUUCUAACAAAUGACAAAAGAAGUUAAUCCCCUAAAAGUUACUUCCCUUUGCAUUUUUACGGGGUAGUUAUCAGUCCAUUGCUCAAACGGUCAGCAGAUUGCUUAAACAAGCUCAGACGGCUUCCUUGUGGCAGUGUAGAGUGAGAUAAGAUAGUCUUUUUUGCUGUUUUUCAUUGUCUUAACAUUCAAAUCAAGUUUAAGUCCGGUCUUUAAACUUGUGAUCUCAGUCUGACUCAGAUGGAACUUCUGAGUUUCAUGUCUGUACUGCCGGUUUGCGCAAAUUUGCAAAAGUUCAGUGAGUUCACUGCUGUUCAACACACAUCUGGUGGCAAAACACACUCCAGUGACUACACUCUGGACAGCAGCGGAUUCAAACAGUUUUGAAUGAAAAAAAAAAUGCUUUUUCACACUCCCUCCCAUUUCUCUAAACGUCUGCACAAUCAGUCUCAGAAGUGGACUAUUGAACCAACAGAAAAAUGAUUUACUCUGGUUUUAGAUUACGUCUCACUUUGAAAAUAUGAGCAUGAGCUAAUUUUCCUCUUUUUCCAGGAGGACGUUAUCAACACUCAGUGUGGAUACGACAUCAGAGCGAAAACGGUGAGUGGCUGACAGAAACGUCUGUUUAUGAAAGAGAGUGAGAUCCUCAUCUAAAGUAAGCAGUUCCUAUAAAACAGAAUGAAGAACAGAAAAUGCUUUCCCCUCUCCCUUUCUCUUUUGCCCGGCGCAGGUUUGUUUAGCCACAUGAUGUCAUGAGGUACUCCACCCUGAGUACAAUAUUCCUCUUUCUGUGUGUGUCCAAACUCUCAUUUCUUCAAAAUACAGCAGCUGGCUCCCCAUCAGCACUUUGGGCCGUGUGGUAUUACUCAUGCUGCAGAAAUGCAGCGGGAAUUGAACCCCCUCCCCCAUCAUUAGCUUUGGCCUUACUUCAUGGUAGCAUAAUGUAAGGAAAAGGCUGUGUUUGUUUUUGUGACCUAAAAUGUGAGGAGAAAGCCGGAGUGAACCAGUUUUAACAAGCAAAGAUCAGGAAAACUGUGGCUGAAGUGAGUGUUUACUAGCAGGCAGCAUCAUUUCAGAAGGAGUCUUUCAUUAGGGGCUUAUAUGGAGACCACAGGAUGGGAAGACAAUCAUGUGCUACCACUGAAAAAUACUAUUUUGAAUUUUUUAAUGAAUCCUGAUCCUAGAUACAGAAUAUUAGGGCCAAAUUAAGAAAAAUAAAUGAAGACUUCUAGAUUGAUUUACGAGAAUAAAGUAGUUACUGACGAGAAUAAAGUCAUAAUAAAGUAAUUACUUACGUGAAUCAAGUCCAAAUAUAAUCAUUAAUUAAGGGAAUAAAGUCAUGAUAAAAAAAUUACCUACGAGAAUAGAGUCGGAUUAAAAUCAUUACUUACAAGAAUAAAAUCGUAAUAAAAUCAUUACUAACGAGAAAUAAAGUUGUAAUAAAAUCAUUACUCACAAGAAUAAAGUCUUAGUAAGGUCAUUACUUAUGAGAAUAAAGUCGUAAUAAAAUCAUUACUUACAAGAAUGAAAUCAUAGUAAAAUCAUUACUUACGAGAGUAAAGUCAGAAUAAAGUCCUUAAAUUCUAACCUGUUGUUUAAGAUGAGAGUUGUUGAAAUGUGAGCCAUGGAGCAUUUUGUGAAAAUGUACUUAAAUAUAGAUUUUAUCAAACAAGGAGAUACUUAAUCUUUUGGCGCACCAGAACCACAUUAUCAUAAGUAUCAUAAUGAUUUCAUUACGACUUUGUUCUCGUAAGUAAUUAUUUGAUUACGACUUUAUUCUCGUAAAACAUGAUUUUAGUACAACUUUAUUCUCAUUAAUAAUCACUUUAUUCUCGUAAAUUAACAACUUUAAUUUCGAUGUCUAAAUUUUUUGUUUCUUAAUGUGGCUCUAAUACUUCAUUGUAAAUAAUUUAUAGAUCUACAACUUUUUCAAAGGAGUAAGAUGGUUAUGAGCCAAAAUGUAUGUAUGUAUCUGUCCUGAGUUGUUCGGCUUGUUUAUAACAGUUGUAUGUUUAUCUCCGUGCGUUGUGUCAGGACUCUGAGCAGCGGACCUUCAUCUAUAUCAAAGGCUGCGUUCCUCAGUUUGAGAAGUGGCUUCAAGACAACCUGACGGUGGUGGCAGGCAUCUUUAUUGGGAUUGCAUUACUACAGGUGUGGAAAACCUUCAAAGGUUUGGAUCAUCUUUUGAUCUUUGUCAAGUACCUUUACGUCACAUAUGUGUUUUUUAUUGCAGAUUUUCGGCAUCUGUUUAGCACAGAACCUUGUGAGUGACAUUGAAGCAGUGAGAGAGAGCUGGUGAGUGGAUACAGUUUCUUAGAUCCGGAGUCUUAAAGACGGCUCAUGCUGUAUAUGGUGCAAUCUUCAACAAUGAACAUUUAUUCAUUUUUAUUUCAUACUUUAUUUCCUUCAGUUAGAAUAUAAAACAUUCAAUACAAACAAGGAAAAAUCUCAAACAUGAAUGAAAAGGAGCAGAAAGAAGAAAAUAUCUUACAGAGUCUGCCCCUCCAACUAAACACGUAAUAAAGAAAUAAACAAGAGCUGCAGGCCAACAAGAAGACCUCAGGUGAGUCCAUUACAGCAGCGGGGUGACGCAGCUCAAGGAAGAACAUUUAUGAUCAUUUCUUCAUGGAAAUGCAAUCAGACUCAGAUGCUAAGGCAGAAGAACUACCGCGUCUUCCUUCCUGUUCUUCCUUGAGCUGCGUAACCCCGCUGCAGUAAUGGACUGACCUGAGGUCUCCAUACAAACAAGCAGCUGCUGGAGGAGAGUGGGUGAGUUGUGUUUAGUCUCUUUGCUAAAGAAAUCAGGCAAAGCUAAGAAGAUGUUUGGUGGCUAGUGCUAUGACUGGGACCCUGUAUGUACUGUUGUUGAAUUAAGGUGUUAUUCUGAGCAUUAUUUGUGGCUAUAGAGCGACGUUUUGGUUGUGGUGUGCGCCUGGCUCCUGAGACCACUGUGGUGUGCUAUCUUGGGGUUGUUACUUAAGUUUGUAUAACUAGAGGAACAAGGUGUCCGCAACAUUCAUCUCUCGAUGGGGUGUCUAACUCGGUGUCACAGUGUGUUUGACCCUAACUAAAUUUUACCCCCCGAAUAUCCCUUUAAUGCUGUUCGUUCAGUCAGUGUGCUCUUACCUACAGAUUUAAACUGUUCUACUUUAAUUUUUUAGGACUACUUUCCAUUUAAAUGAGCAUAUCUUAAUUAUUUUGCACCAUUUCUUAAAUCCUUGCCCUUUCUUUUGCAGUUUGUUCACCUAAAACUCUGACAGGACCUUCAAAGGCAAGAAGGAUGUUCCAGGUAAGCACAUUUAGAUUUUUAAUACUGAUGUUGCAGCAUUCAUCUAUGUAUAGAUUUAUUGAUCAGGUCUAUUUAUUCUCUCAUGUGAACUGUGUUUGUAUUGUUUUUUUCCUCUGUAUAGGGCUCUGAAUUUUGGACUCCAGCAACGAAGAAGACGAACCAAUCAGCUUAUGUGUCCACAACAGAGUCUCAUAUGUAAAUAGUAAAUUUAGAGUUAUUUUUUGAGUGAUUUGUGGCCCCUGUUUUGGACUGAUGUGCAACCUCUGAAGUGUACUGUAGCUCCCAUGCAGUACACAUGAAAAGAAUGCAGUGCUGUAAAUAAGGAGCUAAGGGAGUAGUCACUUGUAAACAGGACCUUUUAUUUGUAGAUUUAAUGUUUGGUCAGAGGUUGUGCCUUGGUCAGAAAAGGGGCCUUGGUUUUCUAUGUCUCACAGCUGCAGUUUUGAACACUGCAUGUAAGGGUCGCAUACAAAGAUGAGAGGGAUUCUGGAAAUGCACUGCAUGCCUUUUGUCUACUGGUAGGACAUUGGCUCUCCUAAAUGUAUUUCAUUAAUGUUAAGUAUUUUAAAAUAUUUGUAAAAUAGACAUUAGAUUAGAGUGGAUAGGCUGGUUAGCACUUUGUUGAAUGUUUAAAAUGGAAUCUACUUAAAGCUACAGAGAGUUUACUUUAGAUUUAUCUCCAUCUGUGUUGUCAUGCUCGUUUUUCAGAAAUGCAUACACUUUGUAAGCAGAGUUUUGUCAGCUGAGGUGGAUUUGGUAACAUGUAUGUACUAUUGUAAACUGGAUGUUGUAAGCUUUGCAAAGAUGCAGUUUGGGGGAAGUGACAUUUGAAAGUUUCUAGAUUAACUAAAGUAAACCUGAAGAGCAGCCUUAAGCACUUUAAACUUCAUGUAAAAGUGAUGAAGCUCCGAGCAGCCUCUCAGCUCCUGUCAUGACAGACUGUUAUUUUAGUCACACAGCAGCCACUGGAGGGGGCACUUUUCCUUAAAAACUUUAUGAUGAACCAUAUUAUCAGAAAAUCAGUUGGAAGCUGACUGAAAGAACCAGCACAUUGUCAGUGUCGUGCCAUUUCUUGCACAUGUCCUUAUCUCAUUUUCAGUGUGCAUUGAUUUUCAUCCAUUUUUUGAGGUAUUUUCUGAGUGUCUUUGAUUAAAUCCACCAAAAUGAUGGGAUACUUUUGAUGGUAGUGUUUUGUAAUCUGUAAGCUUUCACUGGAAAAUUGAAAUACAAGCUAUGUCCAAAGCUCACAUGAAUGGCAUGCUGGGACUGCUAAGUGGCAUAAACUGAUGUAGAAAUGGUUAGAGCCUGCGCGCGCACACACACAGAUACACAUGAACAUACAUUACUUGAUAGUAGAGCACUCAUGCUCUCACACCAGCAUUCAUUUCAAUGCAAACGUAAAAUCACAGCCAUGGGAUAAAGCCUUGGUUUGUUUUUCUACAAAUAACUGAGGGUUGUCAUGUUUAGUUUGUAACUUUCAAAAGAACUGCAUGAAAGUAAAAACAGCCAUUAAAUGUAAAUGCAGUCAAACUCUUUUUCUGUAGCAUCGUCUCACUGAACUGAACAUCGUCACAGAAAAUAAACAAAAGAUUUAAAGAGUCCUACAUUUGGAAAUCGUAGAGAUACAAUACAGCAGAGAGAGGAUGAAUAUCCUUCAUUUCACUUUAAGCUUCUUUGAUUGUUGUGGACUGAUCACUUUUUUACCACUGAGUGCCAUACUUGUGAUUUCUAUGUUUUCCUGAAUAUAACAUUGCUUUUCAUGUUGAUUUUAAUUUUUGUGUGCCCUUGAUUCUGGUAAAUAGCUGCAUUGUGACAAAUUGUAAAUAUAUAUAUAAGAAUAAAUGUUGUCCUUUGUAGAAAUGUGUCUGGAAUUGAUAAAAUACAGUAAAUUAUGAUUUACUCUUGCAAUAAGAAAACAGUAAGUAGACUAAUUGUACAAAAAAAAUGGUUGUUGUUUACAACAUUGGAAAAACAUGGUCACUUUGUGAAGGUUCCCACUUACUGGGUGUUGCAUGUCUUCUGCCUAUGUGUCAAAAUGCUCAUUAGUAAAGCAGCUACUGAGAGGGUAACGUGAUACAGGCCCAUGGCGUCAUUGCAGAUGAACUGAGGUUUGGUGACACUGUUGCUCAACACCGCCACCUAGUGUCUAUUUAAAGUAAAGAUCGCCCUCUCUAAGGUGAUGGACCUCUGGGACAAAACUUAACUAAAACUAAAUAAAAAUGAUUAAAACGG